This is a messenger RNA of Erythranthe guttata (spotted monkey flower), 2366 nucleotides long. RefSeq names its product heat shock protein 81-1. Gene Ontology annotation, biological process: protein folding. Lineage: Eukaryota; Viridiplantae; Streptophyta; Magnoliopsida; Lamiales; Phrymaceae. The record is from RefSeq and is a predicted model, not a curated record. Gene Ontology annotation, molecular function: ATP hydrolysis activity; ATP binding; ATP-dependent protein folding chaperone.
UAGACAAUAAUAAUACAGCUCUAUAAAACCCCCUCUUGGCGUUUACAUUUCGUCACGUACUUUCUGUAUACUGCUCGCAAUUUAAUUUUCAUCGGAAAAGUAGAAAAAUCUCGUCGGUGAAGAUCGUCGGCAAUGGCGGACACGGAGACGUUUGCUUUUCAGGCGGAGAUCAACCAGCUUUUGAGUCUGAUCAUCAACACUUUCUACAGCAACAAGGAGAUUUUUCUCCGUGAAUUAAUCAGUAACUCCUCCGAUGCAUUGGACAAGAUCCGUUUCGAAAGCUUGACAGACAAGGCGAAGCUCGAUUCUCAACCGGAACUCUUCAUCCACAUUAUCCCCGACAAGACCAACAACACACUCACCAUUAUCGACAGUGGAAUCGGAAUGACAAAGGCUGAUUUGGUCAACAACCUCGGCACAAUCGCCAGGUCAGGAACCAAGGAAUUCAUGGAAGCUCUAUCAGCUGGUGCUGACGUCAGCAUGAUUGGACAGUUCGGAGUUGGUUUCUAUUCUGCCUAUUUGGCUGCCGAAAAGGUCAUCGUCACCACAAAGCAUAACGAUGAUGAACAGUAUGUUUGGGAGUCACAGGCUGGCGGUUCGUUCACAGUUACCAGAGAUACAUCAGACGAAACCUUAGGCAGGGGUAGCAAGAUUACUUUGUACCUCAAAGAGGACCAGCUUGAGUACUUGGAGGAGCGUAGGCUUAAAGAUUUGAUCAAGAAGCACUCUGAGUUUAUUAGCUACCCAAUCUCUAUGUGGGUCGAGAAAACCAACGAAAAGGUUAUUUCAGACGACGAGGAUGAAGAAGAGGAUAAGAAGGAUGAGGAAGGAAAGGUUGAGGAAGUAGACGAAGAGCAAGAGAAAUCCGAGAAGAAAAAGAAGAAGAUUAAGGAAGUUUCGCACGAGUGGGAGUUGGUGAAUAAACAGAAGCCUAUAUGGAUGCGUAAGCCUGAAGAAAUCACAAAGGAAGAGUACUCUGCUUUCUACAAGAGCCUGACCAAUGACUGGGAGGAUCAUUUGGCAGUGAAGCACUUUUCGGUCGAGGGCCAGCUCGAGUUUAAAGCUGUCCUCUUUGUCCCAAAACGGGCCCCGUUCGACCUAUUCGACAAUAAGAAAAAGCCCAACAACAUUAAGCUCUAUGUUCGUCGUGUGUUCAUCAUGGAUAACUGUGAGGAUUUGAUACCUGAUUAUCUUGGGUUCGUAAAGGGUAUAGUGGACUCUGAGGAUUUGCCUCUCAACAUCUCGCGUGAGACGCUGCAGCAGAACAAAAUCUUGAAGGUGAUUCGCAAGAAUCUGGUCAAGAAGUGCUUGGAGCUCUUCUUCGAGAUUGCAGAAAAUAAAGAGGACUACAACAAAUUCUACGAGGCUUUCUCGAAGAAUCUCAAGCUCGGCAUACACGAAGAUUCUCAGAACAAGACGAAAAUCGCCGAACUUCUCAGGUACCACUCGACCAAGAGCGGCGACGAGUUGACCAGCUUGAAGGAUUACGUGACUAGGAUGAAGGAAAGCCAGAACGAAAUCUAUUACAUCACCGGCGAAAGCAAGAAAGCAGUCGAAAAUUCACCCUUUCUCGAGAGGUUGAAGAAGAAGGGGUAUGAAGUACUAUACAUGGUCGAUGCUAUCGACGAAUAUGCAGUCGGUCAAUUGAAGGAAUUUGAAGGGAAGAAGCUAGUUUCUGCUACAAAGGAGGGUUUGAAGUUGGAUGAAAGCGAAGACGAGAAGAAGAAGAAGGAAGAGUUGAAGCAGAAGUUCGAAGGUUUGUGUAAAGUGAUCAAGGAUGUGCUAGGAGAUAAGGUCGAAAAGGUAAUUGUGUCGGACCGUGUGGUGGAUUCGCCGUGCUGUUUGGUUACAGGGGAGUACGGGUGGACGGCAAAUAUGGAGAGGAUUAUGAAGGCGCAGGCUUUGAAGGGUUCAAGCGCGGGCGGGUACAUGGCGAGUAAGAAGACUAUGGAGAUUAAUCCGGAGAAUUCGAUUAUGGAUGAAUUGAGGAAGAGGGCUGAUUCGGAUAAAAACGACAAGUCGGUUAAGGAUUUGGUUUUGUUGCUUUUCGAGACUGCUUUGCUUACAUCGGGUUUCAGUUUGGAGGAGCCGAAUACUUUUGGGAAUCGGAUUUUUAGGAUGUUGAAGCUUGGGUUGAGUAUUGAUGAUGAUGAGGGCGGUGAUGCUGACCUGGACAUGCCGGAGUUGGAGGAGGUUGUGGCUGAUGCUGACGGCAGCAAGAUGGAGGAAGUUGAUUAGAUAUUCAUUUUGGUUUUCUGUUUUUCUUUUUUUUUUUUUUUUUUUUUUUAAUUGCUUGUGCUGGUUUUAAUGUUUUUGAAUAUUACUUGAUUGUGACAUGCAUCUUUUUUUAUAAAUUCAUUUAGUUG